CAGUUUCUCUACCAUUAAUUGACAUAAUUAUAAAUAUAAAUAUAUAUAUCUAGAAGCAUUAUAUUUUCACUUGCAAGCUAUGCAACUUAAUUAUUGCUUAAGUGCUAUUUCCACUAACUUAUUACGAUAGCAACACUAGCAAAAUACAUGCAAUAAUUAUUGUUUCUAUGUUUUAGUAAAUUCUAUGUAUACGAGAUUGUAUUAACUAUUUACGAAUGUUUAUAAUUAUUAUAGUGAAGUUGUUGUAUUGUGUUUAAAAUAGAACAAUUUAUAUUAAAUGGCGAAAAUUUUGUCUAAAAUUAUACUUUGAAUAAUAACAAGAUGUCUAUUCAAUGGUGACUACACAUUAUGUUAAUUAUUCACAUUUCUUAAUUUCUUUGUUAUAAUUUGCUUUACAAUAAACACUAAUGCACAUUUGUAGGUAAUACUUAAUAUUGCAUGAUUUAUUAUAUCAAUUUUAAUUUUAGAUAACAUGUAAGUUAGUUCAGUGUAAUUGUAUCACUCUUGUUUAUAAAUGGUCAUGGAGUUACCAACAGAGAUAGACAUUGAAACAGAUGAAGUUCUAUUUGAAAGUAACCAUGCUGAGUUCUUGCUACAAGAAUUAAACAAGGACAGAGUUGGUGGGCAAGAACUCUGUGAUGUUCGAUUCUGUGUCGGUAAAAUGGAGAUUCCUGCUCAUAAGUCAGUUUUGGGAUCAUUUUCAAACUACUACAAAAAGAUGUUUGCUUUAGAAGUGCGUGAAAAGUAUGAGACUGAUAUUGCAACUUUUGGAAUCACUGGUGCGACCCUGCAAGCUAUAAUAGAUUUUGUAUACACGGGGCGCAUUCAAAUAUCCAGAGAGAAUGUGUAUGAUGUUUUUGUGGCAUCAGAUUAUCUAAGCAUAACACCUGUCCGAGAUUUUUGCAUUCGUUUCCUCAAAGAUAGCAUUCUUGUUUCAAACUGCGUCAGCAUGAGACAGUUGGGACUUACACAUAACUCUAACGAACUUGUGGAGGCCACUGAGCAUUUUAUGGCUGUCAAUUUCAAUGCAGUGACAAAGCAAGCUGAGUUUAAACAGCUCAAUGUCAAUGAUGUGACUGCUAUAUUGAAACUGAGGGUGUCUUCCAAUGAGGGCUUUAUAUUGACAGCAGUAUUGAACUGGGUAAAACAUAACACCGAGGCAAGGCAACAAUAUUUUCAACAACUGUUUGACCUUGUUAACCUAAAAAAAUUGUCCACUUCUUUUCUCAACACCCUAGUAGCAGAGGAUCUGGUAAAGACAUCUCAGUCAUGUUUAGUGAAGAUAGUGCAGCAAUACUCUGGGAGAUCAAUGCAACAAAAAACUCCUACUGAGUUCAUUGUGUUUGGUAAUAAAACCAAAACCAAAGGUGUUCAGACAUAUAAUGUACAAACACAAGUUUGGAGCGACCUGCCGGAAACGAGAAAGGAGCGCAUAGGAGCAUGUGGCGCAUUCUUUGACAAAAAAGUUUAUGCCUUAGGCGCUGCGUGGUCCAACUCCGUUGAAUGUCUCAGCUUGAAAAACCUAAAUCUAGGUUGGCAAAGUUUGACUCCUAUGAACAAGAACCGACAAUUUGCAGCCUCUGUGGUUACAGAUGGCAACAUUUGCGUUUCUGGUGGCCAUAACAAUGGUGGAAAACUGAAGUCUGUAGAGUUGUAUUCCAUUAAAAACGACACAUGGGGUAUGCUGCCAAACAUGAACUUCCAUCGUUCCGGUCAUGCUAUGCACUGUGUUGAUGGAAUACUGUAUAGUGUUGGUCGGGUUGGUCUCGUAUCAACUGAACGAUUUGAUCCAAGGGAAAACAAAUGGACCCUGGUUGCUGAUAUGCACAGUACAAGGGAUGGAAUGGCCAGUGCUGUCUGUCAAGAUGGCAUCUUCACACUAGGUGGCUUAAGAUUAAGAACGGUGGAACGUUUUGAUCCGAGAAAUAAUAAGUGGCUUGAGCUGGCAAGUAUGGUCCAUCCUCGUGCAUAUGGUGCAGCUUGUAACUUGGAUGGCAACAUUUACAUUGUAGGAGGUAUGGGGUCAGAGCAAUCAGCAUCUACAGUGGAGAUGUAUGAUUCUGCUAAAGAUGCAUGGAAAGUAUCAUGCACCAUGCCAUCUGCUAAAGCUUGUUCUGUUGUGCUUGCUUUGGGUUAAACUAAAUGCUUGAAAACUGUUAUUCAUCAUUACAUUCUAAAACUUGAUGCUGAAAAUCAUUCUGGAUAUGUUAACUCAUCGGCACAUUUUCUACAGAUUACUUAGUUUUGUUUAUAAAGUUAUUUUGUCACCACACUUUCUGUUUUCUUCAUGCUCCCUUACAACAAGACUGCCCAUUCUAUGCCUAUUCCCUUAAUUUUCUUUUUUUUUCCUUUGUAAAUUAUUCUGUCAUGUUUUCUUUUAAAUAAAAGUCUGAUUCAUACUAUUUAAGUGGUUUUCCUGUUAUUGCAAGUUCUGCCCAGUAGGCCCUACCAUUGCUCAGUAAUUAGGCACUUGCAUCAUUUUUGAGACACUGAAAAGACAUUGCUCUAAACCAGUGUUCACUAAUCACCAUAUAUAGAACAGAAUUCAACUUUCUGACCAAAAAUCUAUAUUCCACUUAAAUGAUUGUAGUUUGUUUAUAAGACCUACAACUUUACUGCAAUUCAAAUUCCAACAAAAAAACACAGAACUUCAAUGAAUGUAAUCUGUUUAUUUCUAAUGCGACCACUUAAACAGCGCAAGUGAACAGAUGCAAACCACUUUUUGGUAAAAUAGAACCACAUGACUGCUCAGCGAGCAAAUUAGGAAUGCCUCUCAUAAGAAAUCGGAUAGAGGCCGAAAAACUAGACAAUGUUCAUUAUUCGUGCAGUGAAACAAUACCGUGAGCUGCUCAAAAACAAUUUGCUGCCGAUAUCAAUUUGCCUCUGACCGUAUCCACAAAUUUUCUAAGUUACAAAAGCACAGUGAUUGAAA
This is a messenger RNA of Ciona intestinalis (vase tunicate), 2932 nucleotides long. Its product is annotated as kelch-like protein 12. Gene Ontology annotation, molecular function: protein binding. Lineage: Eukaryota; Metazoa; Chordata; Ascidiacea; Phlebobranchia; Cionidae. The record is from RefSeq and is a predicted model, not a curated record.